CUAGCUAGCCUGGCAAUGUAUAUUCUUGCCCCUGCCACGCCGCCGCCUGGCCCCGCGCCGACGCCCGCCGCCCGCCGCCCCUUGCCCGGCCACACGCCGCCACAAGCCGCCCGGGCGCCCGCCGCCGGAUCCUGUUCCUGCUACCGCGCUCGCGUGAGGCGGCCGGAUGUCGCGGAGGAAUUUGAGGAGUAUGCUGAGAAGGCGAAGACCUUGCCCGACAACACGAGCAAUGAGAACAAGCUGAUUCUUUAUGGACUCUACAAGCAGGCCACUGUUGGAAAUGUGAAUACCUAUCGUCCUGACAUAAUACACCAGAGGGACAGGGCCAAGUGGGAUGCAUGGAAGGCUGUUGAAGGAAAAUCCAAGGAAGAGGCAAUGAGUGACUACAUCACCAAGGUGAAGCAGCUCCAGGAGGAGGCUGCUAGCUCUUAAGUCUCUUAAGUGUUGAACCAAACAGAUGUAAGAUGAGCUCCUAUGCCAUCUGAUGAUGAAAACGAGAUCACUGGAUUCCCAAGUGAUCAUAUGCUAUUUCAUCAUUAGGCAUACUGUAUUAGCUGCUAG
Messenger RNA from Panicum virgatum (switchgrass), 561 nucleotides. RefSeq names its product acyl-CoA-binding domain-containing protein 1-like. Gene Ontology annotation, molecular function: fatty-acyl-CoA binding. Gene Ontology annotation, biological process: fatty acid metabolic process. The transcript is spliced from 4 exons. The record is from RefSeq and is a predicted model, not a curated record. Bases 16 to 432 code for a protein of 138 amino acids. Lineage: Eukaryota; Viridiplantae; Streptophyta; Magnoliopsida; Poales; Poaceae.